CUCUUCAAUUUUGAAUAGGGAAAUGAUCUGUGGUAUGGACCAGACAGAGUGAAGUACUUGGGGCCAUUUUCAGCUCAGACACCAUCCUACUUGAACGGUGAGUUCCCCGGCGAUUAUGGAUGGGACACUGCUGGCUUGUCCGCCGAUCCCGAGGCCUUCGCCAAGAACAGAGCUCUCGAGGUGAUCCACGGGAGAUGGGCCAUGUUGGGAGCGUUAGGUUGCAUAACACCAGAAGUGCUAGAAAAAUGGCUAAAAGUAGACUUCAAGGAGCCAGUAUGGUUCAAGGCAGGUGCCCAAAUCUUCUCAGAAGGUGGUCUAGACUACUUAGGCAACCCCAACCUGGUCCACGCCCAGAGCAUCCUAGCCGUCUUGGGCUUCCAAGUGGUCCUAAUGGGUCUAGUUGAAGGGUUCCGCAUCAACGGCCUCGACGGCGUUGGCGAAGGCAACGACCUCUACCCUGGCGGUCAGUACUUUGACCCACUCGGACUAGCCGACGACCCCGUCACCUUCGCCGAGCUCAAGGUCAAGGAGAUCAAGAAUGGCCGUCUUGCCAUGUUUUCUAUGUUUGGCUUCUUUGUUCAAGCCAUUGUCACUGGCAAAGGUCCUCUUGAGAACCUUCUUGACCAUCUUGAUAACCCUGUGGCCAACAAUGCUUGGGUUUAUGCUACCAAGUUUGCCCCUGGCUCAUAAGUUUCACAUUAAACAUGGAAAUUCGACAAGUUUGUUGUGUAAAUUGACUGUAGUUCUCUGCUUUUUUUUUUUUCUUGGUGUGGAUCGAUGUGAUUAUAAUUAGAUGGCUGAGUCUUAAGGUGGAUCAAUGGACAUUAAUUCCCACUUGAUCGAAUGGAUAAGGUUCUUAAUCUUAAUUACAUCAUUUAAUUCAAGGUAAUCUUCAUAAGCUACCAUUCUCAUCUU
Benincasa hispida (wax gourd) is the source of this 915-nucleotide messenger RNA. The record is from RefSeq and is a predicted model, not a curated record. NCBI's taxonomy places the organism in Eukaryota, Viridiplantae, Streptophyta, Magnoliopsida, Cucurbitales, Cucurbitaceae.